CAUGACUAUGACAUCAUCACAGGCCUUUGGAAGAGGCAGACGGCUGCUCUACAGGUGGAGAGAAUUUUCCUGACUGACCCAUAUAGGAUGGAUAGGGACAAAGACAAGAUGGCUGAGAGGGUAUUAAAUCUCACCCUAGAGAUACUCUGCCAACUUACAGGAGAGGAUUACACAGUGGUGAAGAAGACCUCUAGUGAGCGCUGUCAGGCCCCUGUGUCUGAAGGAUGUCGAAGAACAUUGAGCCCAAUCACGGGGCCUCCGCCUCACUCCCUGAUACAUGAGGAGAUUAAUGAACAGAAGAUCCUAGAACUCAUCCACAAGAUGAUUGAGCUGCUGACUGGAGAGCUUCCUAUAAGGUGUCAGGAUGUCACUGUCUAUUUCUCCAUGGAGGAGUGGGAGUAUGUAGAAGGACACCAGGAUCUGUACAAGGAGACCAUGAUGCCCCUCACAACACCAGGUUCCUGCAAUAUAAAAUCAUCUAUUCACCUUACUGACCCAUCAAGAAUGGAUGGGGACAGAGACAAGAUGGCAGAGAAAAUAUUACAUCUCACCCUAGAGAUACUCUUCCAAUUUACUGGAGAGGAUUACACAGUGGUGAAGAAGACCUCUAGUGAGCGCUGUCAGGCUCCUGUGUAUGAAGGAUGUGGAAGAACCCUGAGCCCAAUCAUGGGGCCUCCACCUCACUCCCUGAUACAUGAGGGGAUCAAUGAACAGAAGAUCCUAGAACUCAUCCACAAGAUGAUUGAGCUGCUGACUGGAGAGGUUCCUAUAAGGUGUCAGGAUGUUGCUGUAUAUUUCUCCAUGGAGGAGUGGGAUUAUGUAGAAGGACACAAGGAUCUGUACAAGGAGGUCACGAUGAAGAACCACCAGCCCCUCAAGUCACCAGGUUCCUGCAAUAUAAAAUCAUCUAUUCACCUUACUGACCCAUCAAGAAUGGAUGGGGACAGAGACAAGAUGGCAGAGAAAAUAUUACAUCUCACCCUAGAGAUACUCUUCCAAUUUACUGGAGAGGAUUAUACAGUGGUGAAGAAGACCUCUAGUGAGCGCUGUCAGGCCCCUGUGUCUGAAGGAUGGGGAAGAACCCUGAACCCAAUCACGGGGGAGAAGAAUCUCUCCACCUUCCUGUUUUUCCGGGAGGCAAAGAGGUCUAUUGUCGGAGACCCAAAUUUUGACACAAUCUGA
Molecule: messenger RNA, 1182 nt
Organism: Bufo bufo (common toad)
Lineage: Eukaryota; Metazoa; Chordata; Amphibia; Anura; Bufonidae
Exons: 10
Coding region: 88-1182 (364 amino acids)
Biological process (GO): regulation of DNA-templated transcription
Source: RefSeq, a predicted model, not a curated record